CGUACAGACUCAGCAGUAAGAAGAAAACCUAUGGUGUACUGGGUCUCGUGUGGAUUUGGACAGAGUAUACAAAGAGUAUAUCAUUCUUGUCACCGUGGAGAAGACUAUUUGGAAGACACUGGAGCAUUUCUGAAGAGGUUUGUUGCAUCAUUUCAGCAAAAAUGAUCCACAUUGGAUGUAUUUAACCUCAAAGGAGUAUUUAUACCUGAGGCGCCUCUCUGCUCUGGGAAAUCUAAAGAAUUGAUCCAGCUAAUUAAGACAAAGGAUCAGUUUAAGAAAAGUGCUGUUUUUGCACUUAAUCCACCAGGGAUUCUACAGGUUUUUCCCAUAAGCCAAGUUGCAAGCAUGACCACCAUGCAGAGGCUGCUGCAGCUGCCGGUCAACGCAGUGAACAUUGUGAAGACGGUGCAGAGUCAGGUCCAGGGCCAGGAGGAGGACAAGAGCCCCGUGCUGACCCCUGACAACGCACAGCAUUCCUGGUACAGCGCCCUGCAACCUGACGAGCUGCGACACCUCCGAUCUGGAGGUUCAGGUGGUGGAGGAGGAGGGGGAGACCACGAGGAACGAGCACCACUGGAAGACGGUAGUGGAGGUGGCAGUUUCCAGAGUCAACCUUUGCGACACGACGACUUGAAGGAGAUGCUGGACAGCAACAAAGACUCCCUGAAGCUGGAGGCAAUGAAGCGGAUUGUAGCUAUGAUUGCCCGGGGUAAAAAUGCAUCAGAUCUCUUCCCUGCUGUGGUGAAAAAUGUGGCGUGUAAGAACAUUGAGGUGAAGAAGCUGGUCUACGUUUACCUGGUGCGUUAUGCCGAGGAGCAGCAGGAUCUGGCUCUGCUGUCCAUUUCAACAUUUCAGCGAGGGUUGAAGGAUCCAAACCAGCUGAUCAGAGCCAGCGCUCUGCGAGUUCUCUCCAGCAUCAGAGUGACGAUCAUCGUGCCCAUCAUGAUGUUGGCCAUCAAAGAGGCGGCCUCCGAUAUGUCCCCAUACGUCAGAAAGACAGCUGCUCACGCCAUCCCUAAACUGUACAGUUUGGAUCCAGAACAGAAGGACCAGCUGAUUGAAGUCAUAGAGAAACUCCUCGCUGACAAAACCACGCUGGUGGCAGGAAGCGUUGUCAUGGCUUUUGAGGAGGUUUGUCCGGAGCGCAUCGACCUGAUCCACAAGAACUACAGGAAGUUGUGUAACCUCCUGAUUGACGUGGAGGAGUGGGGGCAGGUCGUCAUCAUCAACAUGCUGACCCGCUACGCCAGGACCCAGUUCUUAAACCCAAACAUGAAUGAGUCUCUGCUGGAGGAGGGCAGCGGCGGAGACAAGACCUUCUACGGCUCGGACGAAGAUGAGGACGAUGACGAGGAGGAGAAAGAUAAGAAGGAAGAGGCUCAUGCCAUGGCCAAGAGGAAGCCGUACGUGAUGGAUCCAGACCACCGGCUGCUGCUUAGGAACACCAAGCCGCUCCUGCAGAGCCGCAAUGCUGCUGUGGUGAUGGCUGUGGCUCAGCUGUAUUUUCAUCUUGCCCCAAAAGCAGAGGUUGGGGUGAUUGCCAAGGCCCUGGUCCGUCUCCUGAGGAGCCACAGUGAAGUCCAGUAUGUUGUUCUUCAAAACGUGGCAACAAUGACCAUUAAGAGACGGGGGAUGUUUGAACCGUACCUGAAGAGUUUCUACAUCCGCUCCACGGACCCAACUCAGAUAAAAGUCCUCAAGCUGGAGGUCCUCACCAAUCUGGCCAACGAGACAAACAUUUCCACCAUCCUCAGAGAGUUUCAGACAUACAUUAAGAGCAUGGAUAAAGACUUUGUGGCCGCAACAAUCCAAGCAAUUGGCCGCUGUGCUACCAACAUCGGCGAGGUCAGAGACACAUGUCUGAACGGCCUGGUGCAGCUGCUGUCUAAUCGAGAUGAGUUGGUUGUAGCUGAGUCAGUGGUGGUUAUUAAGAAGCUGCUGCAGAUGCAGCCGGAGAAGCACAGCGACAUCAUAAAGCACAUGGCCAAACUAACGGACAACAUCCAGGUGCCGAUGGCGCGGGCCAGCAUCCUGUGGCUGAUUGGAGAAUACUGUGAACAUGUACCCAAGAUCGCCCCAGACGUCCUGAGGAAGAUGGCAAAGUCAUUCACCAAUGAAGAGGACAUCGUCAAGCUGCAGAUCAUAAAUUUGGCUGCCAAGCUUUAUUUAACCAACUCGAAACAGACUAAACUGUUGACGCAGUACGUUCUCAACUUGGCCAAGUAUGACCAGAACUACGACAUCCGUGAUCGGGCUCGCUUCAUCCGCCAGCUCAUUGUCCCGACAGAGAAGAGUGGAGCGCUCAGCAAGUACGCUAAGAAACUGUUCCUCGCCCUCAAACCUGCACCAGUGCUCGAGUCUCCAUUUAAAGAUCGAGACCACUUCCAGUUGGGGUCAUUGUCCCACUUGCUGAAUGCCAAGGCUGGCGGCUACCAGGAGUUGCCUGACUGGCCUGAAGCCGCCCCAGACCCCUCCGUGCGCAACGUGGAGGUUUUUACGCUGCUUGAAAGAGUCACAACCUUAACGAGUGUGCCUGAAUGGACCAAAUGCAGCAGCCGUGAGAAGAGGAAGGAGAAGAAGGUGGAGAAGCCGUUCUACUCAGACUCAGAGGGCGAGUCGGGGCCAACUGAGUCGGCUGACAGCGAGUCAGACUCGGCCAGCGGCUCGGAAAGUGGCAGCGGCAGCGAGGAGAGCGGUUCUGGAUCAGAGAGCGAAGAAAGCGAGGAGGGCUCUGAGUCUGAGGAGGAGGAGGAGGAGGAAGAUGAGGAUGAAAAGGACAAGAAGAAGAAGAAAAAGCAAGAAUUAAAGAAGCCGGUGCAAGAGAGCGAAAGUGAGCAGAGCAGCGAAGAAGAGAGGAAGCACCAGAGGAAGAUGAAACAAUGCAAGAGCGACACAGAGUCUGAAUCUGAGGAGGAGGACAGCGAGUCUGAGAGCAGCCAUUCCGAGUCUGAAGACUCUGAGUCUGAGGUGGAAGUCAAAAAGAAAAAAAAGGCAGCUGAAUCUAAACCUCCUUCGAAGCCUGUCAAGAAAGAAAGCAAGAAGGAGAAGAAAGAAAUGUCUCUGCUUGACCUUGAUGAUUUUGAACCCACUCCAUCUCCUCAAGUCACACCCGUCAACACCUUCCUCUCUAACAGCCUUGUGACCGACCUGGAGGGAUUAUCUUUGUCUGACGCCGUUCUCUCGCCUGCAACCAUCGCUCCCUCCAGUGCACUGAAGAGCUACGAGCUGCUGCACCGGAUCACAGGGGAGGGUCUGUCAGUGGAGUACUGCUUCAGUCGGCAGCCGUUCAGCCCCGACGCCAACAUGGUGGCGGUGCAGAUGCAGUUCACCAACAACGCCACCUCUGAAACCAAGAACCUGCACAUGGAGGACGUGAAGCUCCAGUCCGGGAUGAGGGUCAAAGAGUUUCCUGAGAUUGAGCUGCUGCCAGCAGGAGAGACGGCCACAGCUGUGAUGGGCAUCGAUUUCUGCGACUCAACACAAGCAGCAAACUUCCAGCUGUGCACUCACACCAGGAAAUUCUUCGUGUCGAUUCAGCCGCCCGUCGGGGAGCUGAUGAGGCCCGUCUUCCUGACUGAGAAUGAGUUUAAAAAAGAGCAAGGUCAGCUGAUGGGUAUGAAUGAAAUCACGGAGAAGCUAACCCUGGACGUGAAGUGUCGGAACGAGCACGCCAUCGUCCAGAGGGUCACCACCGCCGCCAACCUCAGCAGAGUGCCCUGUGGUUCUGACAAAGAGUGCAGGUUCGCUGGCAGGACGGUGAACAGCAGCAGCUUGGUGCUGGUCACCGUGGCGACCAAAGAGGAAGGAGCGGCCCAGCUGACAGUCAACUGUGAGAAAAUGGUGAUCGGCACCAUGCUGGUGAAGGACAUCCUGCUGGCUCUGACGCAGUGACCUCACCGCCCCUUCAUCCCGACACGCCUUCCACGUAUCGUCCAUCACACCUGUAGCAACUCCUCCCAACUCCUCUGACCAACCAGUGAGGGAAGUUUCCCGAAUGUUUAAGUCCAGUUUGUUGUUUUUUUUGUUCAAGAGCCCUCGACUUUUAGGAACAACUCUGAUAUUCACUGAAUGCCACAGCUGUAGUUUAUAUUGUUGACAAUCAGACGUGACUGAUAUUUGACGUGAUACAACCUCCUCCUUUAUUUACAUUUUUAGAGUUUUAGUAUUUUCAACAUCUUUUCCUUUGUUUCAUCUGAUUUAUUUAAGUCUAGAUAAUAACUGAACAAUACCAUGGAUUUGCACAUCUUUUGAGACUUCCACCCUCGACUUUCUUUUCAAAAGCUUAAACAUUUUUUCAUUUCAACUCAAUUUUGCGGCCUUUAUCAGCACACAGAGUACUUGAAGUUAGGAAGUGUUUUUAAGUUGCAUGUUUCAACAAAAUAGUGCAGCAGCAGGUGAUGAACAUAAGAAAUAGAGAGGUGUUAAGAUCAGAAGAAUUACUACUUUUGCUGUCUCUCACUUGGACAAUAAAUGUCAAGAUAAAUUAACUAACAGUUGAAAAGAUAAAAACAAAAUAAAUAAGUGUAAAAAUAAAACUUAAUGCUCACUUACUCCAUGUGCUUAUGAAGGCUAUGAGAUGCAGUUUUUGCUUUUAUGCUUCAAAAUGAGGUUUCCAAGUAGGAAAAUGUUUUCCUUUUAAAAGAUGGAUGCAUACAUUUUUCAGUAAUUCUAAUUUUAUGCUUUUUACUUACAUGUAUUUAUACAUGUAGAUGAUCAAAGUAAGGCUUUGUAUAGAUUAGGUAAACAGUCCCUGAAAAAAACAAACCAACGUCACCACAACGAAGGCAAAGUAGACUUUAAGAUCAGUAUAGUCGAUUCUCAUCCAAUCAUUUGAAGUCAUCAGAGUACCUCAACGUAGCAUGAAGGCUCAACUAAAAAAACAAAAACAAUGACCUAUAAACUCAGUCAUUUCAUUCUGGCUCUAAAUAUCUUCAUGAUCAAUAACGGAACAAUCCUAGGAGUCAAAUGUUGAUGUUUCCUAUCUGUCAUCGUGCUCAUGCUCAUUCUUACAAGUGAAGCAUUUAUAAAAGAUUGAAGAUGUGUAAAUGUUAUUGUAUGUACUGCGUCAUGUAGUACAGUAUCCUAUAAGUAGGGUGUGUGUGAGCGUGUGUGUGUGUGUGUGUGUGUGUGUGUGCAUGAUGACACUGAAAAUCAACCUAGUAAACAUUAACUAUCAGUUUUGACUCGAUAUCGUCAUGAAAGGAGUCAUAACCAUCAGUCCACUGGACAAGAAGUGAGAAGUUAUUUGUCUCUGGUGACAGCUUAAAUAAGAUCUAUCUAUAAUUAACCCAGCUUAUAUUUAAUUGGAAUUUUGUUUCUGACCGACCAACCCACAAAUGUGAUUGAGCUGCUGUGCAAAAUGUAGAAGACAGAUGAAAGAAACACAACAUCUAAGGCCUCAACUAACAAAAUUACUUAUUUAAAUAGAAAAUAAAAAAAAAUCUUGCUUA
Messenger RNA from Labrus bergylta (ballan wrasse), 5450 nucleotides. RefSeq names its product adaptor related protein complex 3 subunit beta 2. Gene Ontology annotation, biological process: intracellular protein transport; vesicle-mediated transport; anterograde synaptic vesicle transport. Gene Ontology annotation, cellular component: AP-3 adaptor complex; membrane coat. The record is from RefSeq and is a predicted model, not a curated record. Lineage: Eukaryota; Metazoa; Chordata; Actinopteri; Labriformes; Labridae.